Molecule: messenger RNA, 7507 nt
Organism: Chiloscyllium plagiosum (whitespotted bambooshark)
Lineage: Eukaryota; Metazoa; Chordata; Chondrichthyes; Orectolobiformes; Hemiscylliidae
Source: RefSeq, a predicted model, not a curated record
UCGGGCAAAAGCCUUUCAUCAGGGCUGCAGUACUCACUUUCGCUUAAUCAUUAUAAUCUAUCUCUUAGUCUAAUCUGGAUUAACAAUAAUCUUCCAGGGACUGUGGUAUCGAAUGUGUUGAGGUUUAAACACUUUAACAUUUCAAACCGAAGAUGACCUUAGCUCUUCUGAAGUUAUUAAAUUUGGCAGUUUGGAGGCACAGUAAUAUGGUUUACAUUCAAAUCUUUUGAAGUGAUGAGGAACCAACCUCCUUAUAUGGUUUCGUGGAGGAGGCUGGGCUGAAGUAACAGGGUGGAGCUUUAUGAGUCACUGGGGAUUGCAAGUCUAUUGGGUCGGGUCAGAGACGCAAUUUCACCCAACAAAAAUAAUGUGUGUGUGUCGGACAAAGGAGAUGAGUUUUAAUAAAAGUCAAACUUUUUAAUUCUGCAGGAGCUUGAGUUAAUUUGCAUUUAUUAAUUUUAAGAACACCGUAAUUUAAGUGAACAGCGAUGAGCGAGUGUGUGUCCCACAAUCACCUCGAUUUAAGGAAACAUUUAAACAAAGGAUUCAGUGCGAAUUAAUGUUGAGCGAAAGACUGGUGGUAACAUGGAGUAACUGUGAAACUUGAGAAGUGGAAUACUUCCUUUAUUUGUUGCACACAUCGUUAAUCCACGGUUUAGUCUGUGCAUUUUGUCGGCAGUAAACUUUUACAGAGUGAAUUAUAAUUAAAGAAUGGACAACUACUUUGCUGAGGGAACAUGGGUCUGGUUAAGAGCAGAUGAGCAGCACCUCCCAAGUAUGGUUUCAAGCUGUGGUGGUGGAGUAAUCAGUUUCAUUACAAGCUGUGGUCAGGUGUUAACUUAUAAAUUAAAUACCUUAACCAGGGACAAAGUGGUGACCAUGCAUCCAACUAGUAUUGAAGGUGUUGAGGAUAUGGCAACCUUGGCACAGCUGCAUGAAGGGUCAAUCAUGCAUAAUUUACACAUUCGAUAUAAAAAGGACCACAUAUAUACAUACAUAGGUUCCAUCUUGGUGUCAGUGAAUCCCUACAAAUCAAUUUCUGGACUUUAUGAUAUAACAAGCAUGGAGCAAUACAGCAGUUAUCACUUGGGUGAAAGACCACCUCACAUUUUCGCCAUUGCGAAUGAAUGUUAUCACUGCCUUUGGAAACGCAAUGACAAUCAGUGUGUCCUCAUAAGUGGAGAAAGUGGUGCUGGGAAAACUGAAAGCACAAAACUCAUCUUGAAGUAUUUAUCAGCAAUGAGCCAGCAUUCCCUUGAUGUUACAGCAAAGGAAAAUGUCUCCUAUGUUGAGCAGGCUAUUUUGGAAAGCAGUCCCAUCAUGGAAGUGUUUGGUAAUGCGAAGACUAUCCAUAACAACAACUCCAGUCGAUUUGGGAAGUUCAUUAAGCUGAACUUCUGUCAAAAGGGGAAUAUUCAGGGAGGCAGAAUCAUAGAUUAUUUAUUAGAAAAGAACCGUGUAGUGAGGCAGAACCCUGGGGAGAGAAAUUACCACAUUUUCUAUGCAUUGCUGGCUGGAACAGAUGAAGCGCAGAAAGAGAUGUUUUAUUUAUCUGAAAAAGAGAAUUACUAUUAUUUGAGACAGUUUGGAUGUAUUGUGGAUAAUGCAAUUGAUGACCAGCGGACCUUUCAGGAAGUUAUGACUGCCAUGAGAGUGAUGAAGUUCAGCUCUGAAGAAAUUUUGGAGGUGCUGAAGUUACUUGCUGGAGUGCUGCAUCUUGGGAAUAUUGAAUUUGUAAUUGCUGGAGGGGCACAAGUUUCCUCAAAAAAUGCUUUGGGAAGAGCAGCAGAGUUGCUUGGGUUGGACUCCAUGAAAUUUACAGAAGUGCUGACUCACCGGUCCAUGAUUCUCAGGGGUGAGGAAAUCAGCACACCACUGACUGUAGAGCAGGGAAUCGAUUCCAGAGAUUCAAUGGCCAUGGCACUUUACUCGCAAUGUUUUUCAUGGAUUAUUAAAAAAAUCAAUAAUAGAAUAAAAGGAAAGGAGGAUUACAGAUCUGUGGGUGUCCUUGAUAUAUUUGGAUUUGAGAAUUUUGAGGUAAAUCGGUUUGAACAAUUCAACAUAAAUUAUGCAAAUGAAAAGCUUCAGGAAUAUUUCAACAAGCACAUAUUUUCUUUGGAACAGCUAGAAUAUAACAGAGAUGGAUUGAUCUGGGAAGACAUUGAUUGGAUGGACAAUGGCGAAUGUUUAGAUCUCAUUGAGAAGAAAAUGGGCAUUCUGGCCCUUAUCAAUGAAGAGAGUCAUUUUCCAAAGGGCACAGAUGAUACUUUACUGGCAAAACUGCACAGUCACCAUUCGAAAAAUCCCUUUUAUGUGAAACCCAGAGUCCUUGACCAUUAUUUUGGAGUGAAACACUAUGCUGGUGAGGUUUUAUAUCAUGUAAAGGGAAUUCUGGAGAAGAACAGAGAUACAUUCAGAUGUGAUGUACUGAACCUCUUAUGUGAAAGCAGGUUGGAUUUCAUCUAUGACUUAUUUGAGCAUGCAUCAAGCAAGAUCAAUGAAGACACAUUUAAAUCUGGAACUAAACAUCAGAAGCCAACUGUAAGCUCUCAGUUCAAGAAUUCCCUUCAUUCGUUAAUGGCAACAUUAAGUACAUCAAAUCCAUUCUUCGUCCGAUGCAUCAAACCAAAUGAUCAGAAGAUGCCAGAUCAGUUUGACCAAACAAUUGUGCUAAACCAGCUGAGAUAUUCAGGAAUGUUGGAAACUGUGAAAAUACGACGAGCUGGAUUUCCAAUCCGGAGGCAGUUCCAUGACUUCUGUGCAAGAUAUAAAAUCUUGAUGAGGAACCUCUCGCUACCUGAUGAUUUGAAGGCAAAGUGUGCUGCAUUGCUUUAUUGCUAUGACAACACUAACACAGAUUGGCAGCUCGGGAGAACAAAGGUUUUCAUACGGGAGUCUCUUGAGCACAGGCUGGAAAAAGAACGUGAAAUUGAGGUUUGCAAAGCUGCUGUGAUAAUACAGGCUUAUGUCCUUGGUUAUUUAGCAAGGAAACAGUAUAAAAAGGUUCUUCACAUGGUUGUUAUAAUUCAGAAAAAUUAUCGUGCUUUCUUCUGGAGGAAGAGGUUCCAACGUAUACGGAAUUCCGCAAUUAUACUGCAGACUCAGCGACGAGGUCAGCUGGCACGUAGGCAUUAUAAACAACUACUUGAAAAUAAAAUAAAGGAAGAAGAGAUGCAAAGAAACAAACUGCAGGAAGAAAGGGAAAGGCAGAACCGAGAAGCAGAACGCAUGCAACAGGCAGAAGAAAUCCAGAGGCAACAAGAGCAAGCAACCAUUCUAGAGGCUCAGACAAAAGCAGUACAGAAUGCUCAGCUAGAAAAGCAAGAGAAUGGACAAGUCCAGGAGAUUCUGCGUCUUGAGAGAGAAAUUGAAGAGCUUCAACGCCAGAAGGAACGCCAUGAAUCAACCCUCACCAAGAUGUCCCUUGUACAACUACAGCAACUUCGAGAUGAGGAGUUAAAGAGAUUGGAGGAUGAAGCGUGCAAAGCAGCUCAGGAGUUUUUGGAAUCCCUGAACUUCGAUGAAAUUGAUGAAUGUGUCCGCAAUAUUGAACGGACUCUUUCUGUCGACAGCCAAAUUACAUUAUAUACCUCAACCGUACCUGAUCCUUCCGGAAAGCCUGUCUUCAAUUCUGGUCAACCUUACCCUGAAGAAGAGAAAGAUGAGGGCUUUGAUGCUGAUGAGGAUGCACUGAAGGACUCACCAAAUCCUAGUGAGCACAGCCAUUCUGAUCAACGGACGAGUGGAAUUCGGACAAGUGAUGACUCUUCAGAAGAGGACCCUUACAUGAAUGAAACGAUGGCAACUAUGAUUGCGAGUGAUGAGAAUCAUGUUCUGGCUAUCACUGCUUCAGAUCCAAAAAGCUACAGAAAACCCACAAUCAGUGACUCUACCGACUGCAUACCUGAGCAAGCAGAUGAUGGACAGGAGGACCCUGUUGAGCUCAUUCCUCCAGAUGAAGAAUCUGAUUUUGAUCAGGAUGAUUAUAAAGAUGGAACCACUAUAUCUGGCAGCAGUGGAGCCUUUUCAAAUCCUCGCAGUAGCCAGUGGUCACCAGAGUAUCCCUAUUAUUCUUCUGCAGGAGCCUACAAUAGCUCUGGAGAAUAUAGAUUAAGUUCCGAAGGGCCACAGUCAUCAUUCGAAGAGAGUGAUGAUGAUUUGGAUUCAAGAUUUGAUACCAACGAGCUGGCCUACCGCAGAGACUCCAUUUACAGCUGUGUCAGUCUGCCAUAUUUUCACAGUUUCCUGUUUAUGAAAGGAGGCCUGAUGAAUACAUGGAAACGCCGUUGGUGUGUUUUAAAGGAUGAAACGUUCAUGUGGUUCCGUUCAAAACAAGAAGCCUUGAAGCUAGGUUGGUUGUUCAAGAAAGGUGGUGGCACAUCAACCUUAUCAAGACCCAACUGGAAAAGACGUUGGUUCGUUCUGAGAGAGAGCAAAUUAAUGUACUUUGAGAAUGACAGCGAAGAAAAGUUAAAAGGAACCAUUGAUAUUAAAUCUGCAAGGGAGAUUAUCGAUGACACUGGCAAGGAGAAUGGUAUUAGUAUAGCAUUAGAAGAUCGCAUCUUCUACCUUACUGCAGAGACAGCGGAAGAUGCCAGUCAGUGGUUUAGUGUCCUCAGCCAAGUUCAUGGGUCAACUGAGCAAGAGAUCCGAGAAAUGCAUGGUGAGCAAGCAAACCCACAUAAUGCAGUGGGUACAUUGGACGUAGGUUUGAUUGACUCAGUCUGUGCUUUUGGUUCUCCUGACAGACCCAAUUCAUUUGUGAUUAUUACUGCAAAUCGCAUCUUGCACUGCAAUGCAGACACACCAGAGGAGAUGCAUCACUGGAUAACAUUACUGCAACGGGUCAAGGGAGACACAAAAGUAGAAGGUCAGGAGUUUAUUAUCAGAGGAUGGCUGCAUAAAGAAGUUAAGAAUGGUGGUAAAUUCAGAUCCUUGAAGAAGCGUUGGUUUGUACUGACCUAUAACUCGCUAGACUACUACAAGAGCUCUGAAAGGAAUAUGGUCAAGCUUGGAACCCUGGUACUGAAUAGCCUCUGUUCUGUCCUGCAACCUGAUGAAAAGAUUUUCAAAGAAUUUGGCUAUUGGAAUGUCACCGUAUACGGCCGUAAACAUUGUUAUCAUCUUUACACAAAGCUGCUGAAUGAGGCAACGAGGUGGGCAAAUGCCAUCCAGAAUGUUAUUGAUACCAAAGCACCAAUCAAUACACCUACGCAGCAACUUAUUCAAGACAUCCAGGAAAACAGCCUGAAUAUUGACGUUGUGGAACAAAUCUACAAGAGGAACCCAAUUCUACGUUAUACACAUCAUCCUCUGCAUUCCUCACUUUUGCCACUACCAUACGGAGACAUCAAUUUAACUUUGUUAAAAGAAAAAGGCUACAUAACUCUGCAGGAUGAAGCCAUCAGUCUCUUCAAUUCCUUACUUCAACUGCAGUCUGCUUCUGAUCCAAUUCCCAUCCUGCAGGAUAUUUUACAGACUGGACAAGAUCUGCAACCUCUACAGGAUGAACUUUACUGCCAACUUGUCAAACAGACAAACAAAGUGCCUCACCCAGGGAGUGAGUGCAACUUGCGCAGUUGGCAAUUACUGGCCUGCAUGAGUUGUACAUUUGUGCCAAGCCGUACUAUCCUGAGAUACCUCAAAUUCCACCUCAAAAGGGUACGUGACCAGUUUCAAGGAGAGUUGGAAAAGUAUGCCAUAUUCAUAUACGAAUCAUUAAAGAAAACUAAAACCAGAGAAUAUGUGCCUUCCCGAGAAGAAAUCAUAGCCUUAAUUAACAGGCGAGAGAUGACCUCUACCAUUUAUUGCCAUGGAGGUGGUUCCUGCCAAAUCACAAUUAAUUCUCAUGCAACUGCAGGGGAGGUUGUUGAGAAGUUGGUUCGUGGGCUGGCCAUGGAGAACUGCAGAAAUAUGUUUGCUCUCUUUGAGCAUAAGGGUACUACUGAUAAAGCAAUUGAAAGCAAAACAGUUGUGGCUGAUAUUUUGGCAAAAUUUGAAAAAGCCACUGCUACUUCUGAAGAUGAUACCUUAUGGAAGCUCUACUUCAAACUCUAUUGUUUCUUUGACACUGAUAAUGUACCAAAAGAUAGUGUGGAAUUUGCCUUCAUGUUUGAACAGGCUCAUGAGGCUGUCAUUCACGGUCACUAUCCUGCCCCUGAAGAAACACUUCAAUAUUUUGCUGCCUUGCGAUUUCAGUUUCUGCAGGGAGAUUACACCCUACACGUCGCCAUUCCAGAAAUGGAAGAGGUGUUCCCAGUUGAGAGAUUGAAGGUACGAAUCACAAAAUCAGCUAGGACCUUUGCUCCUUCUGCUGACCGAAAUGACAAAAAGAGAUCUAGCUUCUUUGAGGGAACGUUGAGGCGGAGCUUCCGAGGUGGUUCCGUCAGCAGGAUGAAGUCUGAGGAUCAGCAGAUGAUCGACAUGUGGGUGAAGGAGGAGAUUUCAGCAACCCGAACCAGUAUUAUUGACAAGUGGAAAAAGAUGCAAGGAAUGACCCAAGAACAGGUCAUGAUUAAGUACAUGGCUCUGAUCAAUGAAUGGCCUGGAUAUGGCUCAACUCUAUUUGAUGUGGAGUGCAGAGAAGGUGGUUUCCCACAAGAGCUCUGGCUAGGAGUUUGUGCUGCAUCAGUUUCUGUCUACAAACGCGGGGAGGCCAAACCACUGGAGAUUUUCCCAUAUGAAAGUAUCCAGUCAUUUGGAGCCCCUCAGUCGACUGUGUAUAAAAUAGUGGUGGAUGAAAGGGAAUUGCUAUUUGACACUACAGAGGUAGUGGAGCUUGCCAGACUGAUGAAAGCUUAUAUCAGUAUGAUAGUAAAAAAGCGGUACAGUAUUUCAUAUACAAUAACCAGUUGGGGCAAUCAACGUGGCAGCAGGUGAAAUAUGUGGUACUGAUGAAGUUUCUUCAAUGAAUUAUUUCCUCUCCUGUUCUUCUGUCCAGCAAUCACAGACUUUAUCAUUGGAAGUACUCAAUACAACCCAAAAUUGUGGAAUAAAGUAGCAAGUUCUGUUUUGAAGAAGCAAACAUUUAUCCCUGCUACUAUGAGAAAUAUUCAACAAGGACUUGACAAUUGCAAAGAGAGUAUUAUAGUUUUGGAACAGCUUUUCAGACCUCCAAUCCUAGAUCAUUGCUAAUACUUUAUCAUGACAUGCACUGCUAAAUAUUAAGCAGAAAAAGUGCCUUAGAGUAAGAAUUCAUCUUCCAAUUAAUUUUAAACAACGUGCUCAGAUAAAGAAAUUUGAGUUGGAGGGAGAGUAACUGCUUGACUGUUAAGUGACUAUAAAUGGCUCUCAAUAUUACAUUUGUCCUUCAGGAAAUCACAUCCCUAUGAUGGUGUUUCCUGAGAAACAGACUACACAUGGAGCAACUUAUGGUUAAACUUGUGUUAUGAUACGGCAGUAUCGUAAACUAAAAGCCAGGAAAGCUCACUUCGCCUCAUAAUCUGUUAAAGUAUGAAUGACUGAGAAGUCCCAAAUUCCACUAUUUAAAGAACAAUAAUAUCAAUUU